Molecule: messenger RNA, 1762 nt
Organism: Ochotona curzoniae (black-lipped pika)
Lineage: Eukaryota; Metazoa; Chordata; Mammalia; Lagomorpha; Ochotonidae
Gene: HHIPL1
Product: HHIP like 1
Exons: 7
Coding region: 1-1758 (585 amino acids)
Source: RefSeq, a predicted model, not a curated record
AUGGCGGGGCGGCGGGCCGGAGCCGGGGCGCUGCUGGCGCUGCGGGUGCUGCUGGCGCUGCGGGCGCUUCGGACCGCCGCGCACCCGCAGUGCCUGGACUUCAGGCCGCCCUUCCGGCCGCCGGAGCCCCUGCGCUUCUGCGCGCAGUACUCGGCCUUCGGCUGCUGCGCGCCCGAGCACGACGCGGCGUUGGCGCAGCGCUUCGGGGCCCUGGCUGCCCGCGUGGACGCCGCCGUGUGGGCCGCGUGCGCCGGCUACGCGCUCGACCUGCUGUGCCAGGAGUGCUCGCCCUACGCAGCUCACCUGUACGAUGCUGAGGACCCAUCCACGCCGCUGCGCACGCUGCCCGGGCUCUGUGAGGACUACUGCCUGGACAUGUGGCUCACCUGCCGGGGCCUGUUCCGCCACCUGUCGCCCGACCCUGAGCUCUGGGCGCUUGAGGACAACCGGGCCAAGUUCUGCCGCCACAUGGCCCUGGAUGAUGUGGACUACUGCUUCCCCCACCUGCUGGUCAACCCGAACCUCAACUCCAACCUGGGCCGCGUGGUAGCUGACGCCCGUGGCUGCUUACAGCUGUGCCUGGAGGAGGUGGCCAAUGGGCUGCGUAAUCCCGUAGCCAUGGUGCACGCACAGGAUGGUACCCACCGCUUCUUUGUGGCCGAGCAGGUGGGGCUGGUGUGGACCUACCUGCCCGAUGGCACACGCCUCGAGACGCCCUUCCUGAAUGUUAGCCGAGCAGUGCUCACCUCGCCAUGGGAGGGCGACGAGCGGGGCUUCCUGGGCCUCGCCUUCCACCCCCGCUUCCGACUCAACGGCAAGCUCUACGUCUACUACUCGGUGGGCGUGGACUACCACGAGUGGAUCCGCAUCAGCGAGUUUCAGAUCUCCAAGGACGACCAGAACACUGUGGAUCACCGCUCCGAAAGGAUAAUCCUGGAGAUUGAGGAACCGGCCUCCAACCACAACGGGGGCCAGCUGCUUUUUGGGGACGACGGGAACCUCUAUGUCUUCACCGGAGAUGGCGGGAUGGCCGGUGAUCCCUUUGGGACGUUUGGAAAUGCCCAAAACAAGUCGGCGCUACUGGGCAAGGUGCUGCGCAUCGACGUGGAACAUAACGAGCACGGCCCGCUCUACCGCAUCCCACCCGACAACCCUUUCGUGGGCGACCCCACCGCGCGGCCCGAGGUCUACGCCCUGGGCGUUCGCAACAUGUGGCGCUGCUCCUUCGACCGCGGCGACCCGGUGACAGGCGCGGGCCGCGGGCGCCUGUUCUGCGGCGACGUGGGCCAGAACAAGUUCGAGGAGGUGGACCUGGUAGAGCGCGGCGGCAACUACGGCUGGCGCGCCAAAGAGGGCUUCGAGUGCUAUGACCGCAAGCUGUGCGCCAACGCCUCGCUCGAUGACGUACUGCCCAUCUUUGCCUACCCACACAAGCUGGGCAAGUCUGUCACCGGCGGCUAUGUGUACCGAGGCUGUGAGUACCCCAACUUGAAUGGCCUCUACAUUUUUGGUGAUUUCAUGAGCGGACGGCUGAUGUCCCUCCGAGAGAAUGAGGGGACAGGCCAGUGGCAGUACAGUGAGAUCUGCAUGGGCCGUGGCCAGACCUGCGCCUUCCCAGGCCUCAUCAACAACUACUACCCACACAUCAUCUCCUUCGCUGAGGAUGAAGCCGGGGAGCUAUACUUCAUGUCGACUGGCGUGCCUAGUGCCACAGCUGCCCGGGGAGUUAUCUACAAAGUCAUCGACCCCUCUAGGUAAGUCC